This is a messenger RNA of Varroa destructor (honeybee mite), 1778 nucleotides long. It is a transcript of the gene L2HGDH, whose product is annotated as L-2-hydroxyglutarate dehydrogenase. The record is from RefSeq and is a predicted model, not a curated record. Gene Ontology annotation, molecular function: (S)-2-hydroxyglutarate dehydrogenase activity. Lineage: Eukaryota; Metazoa; Arthropoda; Arachnida; Mesostigmata; Varroidae.
GCCCGCCUUGUGCACACUGCGCGCUAGUGUUUUCUUCAGGCAAAACAAGUUUCAUUUCAGUAAAAAAGUCUGCUAAUGUUCGACCGAAGGUCGAGGCAUGUCGCACUUCAACUAAGCAAUAAUUAGUUAAGAAGCGCGAAUAUACUGAGUGGUUUCAAAUGUUGACGAUUUGGACAGUGUUCAGCGACACCGGUUGCUACCUUACGGGCGCGAUCUUCCUACAAAAUUCGGUUGUGUUAGUCAUCAACCAAGUAAUAAUGCCCUCCUGAGUUGUAUUUUUGUUUUUUUUUGAGGUGAUGAUUUCAGAAUGCGUGUUGCGCGAUCGGUAAUACUGCGGCCUUCGCCGGGACAGCAUUUUGUUUGCUCAAAACGUUUAACUUUGAUUGGGCUUCUUGGACGAAAAUUAGCAAGCACUUCAGCUGGUGUUAUUACCUCUGAUGGUAUUCCAAGAAAGGGUAGGGUGGCUUCUAUCGAUACCGAAGCAAAAUGUUACGAUGUCGCUAUUAUCGGAGGGGGCAUAGUGGGCAUGGCCACAGCACGUCAGCUGAAGCUGAAUCACCCCAAGCUGGAAAUUGGUGUUCUUGAAAAAGAAUGUGACAUUGCCGAUCACCAGAGCGGAAACAACAGUGGCGUAAUUCAUGCAGGCAUGAACUAUAUGCCAGGCUCGCUUAAGGCACAGCUGUGCGUUCGCGGGCACCGACUGAUGUUAGAUUACUGCAAGAAAAAAGGAAUUCCACAUAAAAUUUGCGGCAAGCUCAUUGUAGCAACUGCCUCUAACCAGAUACAGACACUCGAGCAUCUCUUGGCUAAAGGGGAAAAAAACGGCGUAAAGGACCUUCAAAUAGUGGACUCGAAAGGUAUUGAGGAAAUCGAGCCUAACGCACGAGGCGUCAAGGCAAUCUGGAGUCCGCAUACAGGAAUCGUUAGCUUCCGGGAAGUAACAAAAAGCUACGCCAGGGACUUCACUUCUUUAGGAGGCCAUAUGCACUAUGGUUUUAGGGUAGUCGCUGUUCGGAGCAGCGGAAACGCCAAUAACGAUUUGGUUGUGAAGAGCGGCACUUAUGAGGAGGUCCAUUGUAAGCGUCUGAUUUCGUGCGGCGGUCUCUACUCAGACAAGUUAGCGGAGAUGACAGGUGGCUCAUCCCUACCGAAAGUAGUCCCGUUCCGUGGCGAAUACCUCAUCUUGAAGGAAACUUCCAGCGAUUUAAUAUCCACAAAUAUCUAUCCCGUUCCUGAUCCGAGCUUGCCAUUCCUCGGCGUACACUUCACCCCUCGGAUAGAUGGCCGUGCGAUAAUUGGACCGAAUGCUGUACUUGCCUUUGCCCGGGAGGGCUACAAGUGUACGGAUAUCAACAUUGUCGAACUAGUCGAAUCCCUCAGCUAUCCUGGGCUCCAGAAGAUGGUGGCUAAAUACUUUAUGGCUGGCGUCCAGGAGCUUUACAAGGGAUUCAUUCUAUCGGCACAGGUUGAGGAGCUCCGCAAAUAUGUGCCUAAACUCCAGAUGUCAGACAUCGAACGAGGUCCGGCAGGAGUCAGGGCACAGGCACUCGACCUGGAUGGGAACUUCGUAGAUGACUUCGUUUUCGACACUGGCAAAGGUGAUUUUAGCGGGCGAGCACUUCAUGUACGAAAUGCUCCGUCACCAGCGGCCACCUCGAGUCUAGCCAUUGCCGAGGUUAUAGCAGAGAAGGUCAAGGAGCUAUUUAAGUUAUAGUAAUGGAGUAUAAUAGUUUUUGUUUAUAUUAUUAUUAUAAUUUUAUAUUAAAUAGGCCUGUUGU